Lontra canadensis (Northern American river otter) is the source of this 472-nucleotide messenger RNA. It is a transcript of the gene SMIM26, whose product is annotated as small integral membrane protein 26. The coding region runs from base 31 to 315 and encodes 94 amino acids. NCBI's taxonomy places the organism in Eukaryota, Metazoa, Chordata, Mammalia, Carnivora, Mustelidae. The transcript is spliced from 2 exons. The record is from RefSeq and is a predicted model, not a curated record. Gene Ontology annotation, cellular component: mitochondrion.
CCGGAGUUGAAACCCUCCCCGUGCUGCAUAAUGCGACCGCAUCAGGCCACAUCUUGGUACCGGCGGAUGUCCGUGCUAUAUGGGUUGGGCGCUUGGACCACUCUGGGCUCCUUGUUUUAUUUAAGCCGGAAAAAUCACAAGCCACCAGGUGAUGAAGUGGAGCAAAAGGAUGUCCCAAGAAAUGAAUUGCUUGAGCCCCCGAAAGGGUUUUACUUGGAAACAAUUGUCACAUACAAGGAAGAUUUUAUUCCAGUCACUGACAGGAUCGUCAACUUUUUGAAAUCGUGGACUGGUGGCCCUGGACGAGAAUCGUGAUUAACUGCAGAAUGCUGAAAACCGGGACUUUGGUUCAUUUCAUGGAUGCCUUGAUUUCCAAUUUAUGUUUACGAAAAGUGUAUCCAUUUAAUUUAAUUUUGCUGUAAAAUAUAAACACUCGUGGUAUGCAAUAAAUCCGUCCUUGAGGAAAAGUCAA